AUGAUUACGCUCAAGACCAUCACCAUUGCCAAUGAUGGUGGUGGUACCUAUGUUGUCAGCAAUGAAAAGGAAUUCGACCGUUUGUUGGAUUCCUUGAACACAAAGUAUUUGGAGAAGGUGGACGACCAUCUGCGAGUGCUCGGAUAUGCAUCUCUUAUGGACGGAAGAACCUAUACGGCUGGGGCCAGUCAUGUUACAAAUGAAGUAUCCACCAAUGCCACGGCGCAUCAUCAAGAUAUUUCAAAUGUAGCUGCAGCACAUCAGCCGACGUUGCCGAGCGAUGCCAGGAGCGAUAAUGAUACUGAUGAUGAUGAAGGCAACAAGAAAAGGCGUGCCGAGAAAUUGACCAACAACAAAACAAACAGAAAGGAGAAACAGAAGGCAGCGAAUGAAGGUGAAACAAUUGUCAUCAGCAGGGACAGUGAACCAGAAGAGAUCAACAACAGUGAUGCGAAUGAACAACAGCUUGAUGAGGGCGAAAAGGAGAACCAAUUGAGCAAAGCGAGCAAAUUUAUUAACGAUGGGAAUGAUUUGUACCACCAAUGCAAAAAUGCGGAAGCAUUGACGAACUACCAAAAGGGACUUGAAAUUCGUUUAGCAGUACUGGGAAAUAGUCUUGUUGACACUGCCGACUCAUACUACAAUAUCGGGAUUUCCUUGAACAAUCAAAAGAAAUAUGACGAAGCAUUGACGAACCACCAAAAGGCACUUGAAAUUCGUUUAGCAGUACUGGGAAAUAGUCAUGUUGACACUGCCGACUCAUACUACAAUAUCGGGAUUUCCUUGCACAAUCAAAAGAAAUAUGACGAAGCAUUGACGAACCACCAAAAGGCAUUUGAAAUUCGUUUAGCAGUACUGGGAAAGAGUCAUGUUGAUACUGCCGGCUCAUACAACAGUAUCGGGAUUGCCUUUACAAAGCGAAAGAAAUAUGACGAAUCAUUGACGAACCACCAAAAGGCACUUGAAAUUCGUUUAGCAGUACUGGGAAAGAGACAUGUUGGAACUGCCAACUCAUACUUCAAUAUCGGAAUUGUCUAUGAGUGCAAAGUGAAACAUAAGGAAGCCCUGAAUUCAUACCGCCAAGCUCUCGAUAUUCAGUUGGAAGUCCUUGGCAAUCAUCAUGACAAAGUUGCCGACACGUAUAAACGCAUGGGAAUCGUCUUGACCAAACAAAACCAACAUGGCAAAGCCCGCGUCAUGUACCAACGGGCUCUUGAUAUUUACUUGGAGGUUCACGGCGAGGGCCAUAGCCAUGUUGCAGGUGUACGAAAGAACAUGGCAAAGGGUUUGAAACUCCAAGGCCAACACUAG
Messenger RNA from Cylindrotheca closterium, 1311 nucleotides. The record is from the annotation of a GenBank genome assembly. NCBI's taxonomy places the organism in Eukaryota, Bacillariophyta, Bacillariophyceae, Bacillariales, Bacillariaceae.